Messenger RNA from Dimorphilus gyrociliatus, 970 nucleotides. NCBI's taxonomy places the organism in Eukaryota, Metazoa, Annelida, Polychaeta, Dinophilidae. The record is from the annotation of a GenBank genome assembly.
CAUGCCGAAUAAACCAACCCUGGUUGUUAAACAACACAUUCAAGCCUUCUCUAGGGGUAUAUCGAUUUUAGCGUCCCUAGGAAAUUAUAUUCAUAUGGAAUUAAAAGCUACAGAGGCAGUAAAAGCCGCGUUCAAGUUUAGUAAAUAUACUAAUACAAGAUUAGAGAUGAACUUCGAAGAUGACACUCGUUUAAAAAUUAGGGCAUUUAAUCAAUCGAAAGGAGAUGAUAAUGUGCCAGAAUCGAUACGAAAUACUCAUGUGAAUUCAGUAAACGCUGAUCUUCUUAAACCUGACUUUGAUUUCAACGAAGCCAAUCAACUAACUCUUUGUCAAGGCCAAGUUCUCUCAGAUGUUUUAGAAAUUUUUGAUAAAGUUAACGAUUUAGCUUUGGUUAUGAAUAAUGAUGGCUUAGUUAUAGCUAAUUACGCUAUUUCACCGAAUAUUCCUAUAAAUUCUCGUUUUAGCUCAAUUAGAUCGAAGAGCCAUAUAAAUAUUAAUGACUUUACCACUUACGUGAAAAGAAACAAUAAAGCAAUUUGCUUCCCAGCAGUAUUUCUUAAGAAAUUUGUCAAAUACUGCAUAAGCUGGUCUAUCAGUCUCUUUUAUAAUUCUAUCAGUGGAAACCCGCUCUAUGUUAAGGCUAACCCUGAAAUUCCGAUGCAAGCUGAAAUGUACAUAAGCGCUAAAUGCUCCUCAACUGAUGCGGCAAAUGAAACGGAAGCUCCGACGUCUAUAGGAGAUCAAACGAUGGUAGCCCUGAAUGCAGACAUGACCGUAAUGGGAGAAAGAAUCCCUACUACAACAACUGUUAAUGAAGAAUUGGAACGCAGAAAACGUUACCAUGUAUCUGACACGAGUAGCGAAGAAGAUUUUUCCGAUGAAGAUGAGUCAAGAGUUUCAAUAUUACGAAAGAUUAGAAGAAGAGAACAAAGAUUUAGUAAAAAAGUUCCUAUUCAACAUACCCAAUAA